AUGAAAACUUUCAUUGUCUUCAUUUGCUAUUUUGGAAUUGCUUUUGCAAAUGAUAUUCAAAAUUUUGCUAGUAUUGAAUCAACUUUAAAACUUAUUCACGUUGUUUUUCGUCAUGGUGAUAGAACUCCAGAUGUCUUAUAUCCAAACGAUCCUUACACAGAAAAAGAUUUCUAUCCGUUCAGAAUCGGACAGCUCACCAAUAACGGAAAAUUAACCAAUUAUAAAAUAGGAACAACUAUUCGUCAAAAAUACAAUAAACUUCUUGGUGAUGUCUACACUCCAGAUAUAUUAUACGCAAUUUCUUCUCAUCUUCCAAGAACUAAAGCAAGUCUUGAAGGUAUUUUAGCAGGAUUAUAUCCUCCUUCAAAGGAAUUAAUUUGGAACAAAGAUUUACUUUGGGAACCAAUUCCUUAUGAUUAUGUACCAAUAAAGGAAAAUAAAUUAUUUACUCCAUUAAUAACAUGUCCAAAUUGGCCUAUAAUGUUGGCAGAAAAUUAUCAGAAGUAUCUUCCAACAGAUUUAGUAUUUCAGAAAUACAAUUAUUUGCUUCCCUUUUUAAUGGAAAAAACUGGUAUGACUGGAAGUAUUUAUAGUAUAGCAACGGUUUUAUAUUCAACAUUAAAAUCGGAAGAAGAAGCUGGUUUAGAAUUACCCGAUUGGACUGAAUCGAUUUAUCCCGAUAUUUUAAACGAAAUAUCAUCAAAUGGAUGGAGAUAUUAUAUGAUGGAUGAUUUAAAAACUUUAACACCGGGAUUUUUGAUUUCGACAAUAAUUAACAACACAUAUUUAACGAUAAACGAGGAAAAAGAAGCGAAAAAUCGUAAAAUUUAUGUGUAUUCAGCUCAUGAUCUUAAUAUCUCGUCAAUGCUAAACUUCUUUGAUAAUUUCAUUCCACAUAACCCAAAUUAUGGAGCUCAUAUAAUUAUUGAAGUUCAUAAAUAUAUUGGAAUAUAUUUCUUAAAGUUUUUGCACCAAAACUAUGAUGGUCAUUUAGAACCUCAACCAAUUUUCGUCCCAAAUUGUGGAAUUUAUUGCCCAUUAGAAAUUUUUGUUAAAUUGUAUGCUAAAGAAUUGGAUUCAGCGAGAUUAGGAAUGUUAUGUGGUUAA
Messenger RNA from Onthophagus taurus, 1107 nucleotides. The record is from RefSeq and is a predicted model, not a curated record. NCBI's taxonomy places the organism in Eukaryota, Metazoa, Arthropoda, Insecta, Coleoptera, Scarabaeidae.